Messenger RNA from Drosophila serrata, 1110 nucleotides. RefSeq lists its product as uncharacterized. NCBI's taxonomy places the organism in Eukaryota, Metazoa, Arthropoda, Insecta, Diptera, Drosophilidae. The record is from RefSeq and is a predicted model, not a curated record.
CAGCAAUGAAAGCACCAACCGGGGAUAAGCUCACCUUGGCUGAUGAAACCGAGCCACCGUCCUCGUCGUUAACUUCAAAAAAGGGAAAUCCGAGAGAUAAGACGAACAACAACCACCAUGUGGUUCCCCUAGGCAUCCUGGUCGUUCUCUGCACUGUGUAUCUCAUGGCAGCCGGGGUGCAGCGCAACUACAGGUACUACAUCAGGCCGGGCGUGGCUGCCUUCGACCUUUCGGCCUCACAUCCUUCCCAGGCCGAUGAAACUACAGAUGAGGAGUUGGAAGCUUCCGGGGCAUCCUCCUGCCAGCAAAUGGAGAUAUUUGGAAAGGAAUCCGACCAGAAACCCUCUUCGGCGAACUUAAUUUCAAAAAGACCCCAUGGCAAAGCCAUCAAGCGAACCAAAAGUGGAUCUGGUAACGGGUUGGUGGUCGGUAAGCAGCCUCGAAUAGCCAAGUACCCAGACAGCGGAGGACGAAAGAAGGAGGCUGCGGCCAAGAAGAGCAACACGGCAGAGCCAAUCAUCUAUCUGUUUGCCCUGGUAUUUAUCUAUUUGCUCCUUAAGGCCGCUUCGGAUAUCAAUCAGCACUACAAAUCGCAGAACAAAGGGGACAAACGACUACGCCGCUGCUCGCUGCAAUCCUAUGCCCAAGUACACAAGCAAGAUCGCCGGUCAUCCAAAGUCCCCAUUGAGGAGUCGCCAAUCCUCCGACGCAGGCAUAUACUGGCCGAGGUGCGGUCAGUGUCGGUGGAUCGGUACAAGUACACCAACUUAAACGAGGACUACCACCACCAUAGGGUCGGUUCUCCCUUGGCCAGCAGACCAAGCAUCCACUACCAGCACCACCACCACCACCAGCUUCCAUUUAGGCCAAGUCCAGGUGACGCUCGAUUUGAGCCACGCAUGAAUCGCCGCUCUUCGGUCCCGAUCAGCAUUAACUAUCAGACCGUUCACAUAUCCAGUCCACCUCCCGAGAUGGCCAGACGCGGCUCGGUCAUCAGCCUCACGGAUACCAGUGCUAUGCCCAUCCCCAGUGGAACUGUUGUUGAUCCAAAGCGUCGCGUCCGCAUGAUUAAUCGCCACUAGAAACAGAGAGCUUUUAAUCCCAAGUCAG